Molecule: messenger RNA, 855 nt
Organism: Arachis ipaensis
Lineage: Eukaryota; Viridiplantae; Streptophyta; Magnoliopsida; Fabales; Fabaceae
Source: RefSeq, a predicted model, not a curated record
AUCAUUUGCUGUUAAGGAGGAGAUUUUCUGCAUGUUUGAGGGUGCCCUUGACAAUUUGGGCAGCUUGAAACAACAGUAUGGACUGGCCAAGUCUGCCAAUGAAGUUCUUUUGAUCAUUGAGGCUUACAAAGCCUUGCGUGAUAGGGCACCCUACCCUGCCAAUCGCGUUGUUGGCCAUCUCAGUGGAAGCUUUGCUUUCAUUCUUUUUGACAAGUCCACCUCUACCCUCUUUGUAGCUUCUGAUCAAGCUGGUAAGGUUCCUCUGUAUUGGGGAAUAACAGCUGAUGGAUACGUAGCAUUUGCUGAUGAUGCUGAUAUUCUUAAAGGUGCUUGUGGAAAGUCACUUGCUGCUUUCCCUCAAGGAUGUUUCUACAACACAGCAGUUGGAGGAUUAAGAUGCUAUGAGAAUCCUAAGAACAAGAUUACUGCAGUACCAGCUGAGGAGGAGGAAAUCUGGGGAGCAACCUUCAAGGUGGAGGGACCAGCAGUUGUUGCAGCUACAGAGUAGAUGUUUUUGUUGAAGUGGGGUUUCCACAUAAUGAUGUAUCAGAGUAAUGUGUUUAUGUGGUUAUCACUGCAAGGCAUGCAUGAGGGGCCAUGUAAAUACCCUUCCUUUGAAUGAUAAAUCAUAAAUGUGAGAAGAGUGCAUCUAGUAGUGUAACUUAAUGUGUUCCUGUAUCUUGUUCUUUAGGUUAGCCUUUCACUCUCUUUCUAUUGUACAGUGUAUGUAGCUCUUCCCCAUGUAAUAAAACUAUGCGUUUGGCUUGAGAUUCUGUAAUACUCUCAUUCCAUGUAAUGCAUCUUAACUUUAUUAUAUAUGUAUGCAUUAAGAUUUCACCUAAAAGUUUUAGGGAA